AUGACAUGGUGCCGUUACGCAAGCGGCUGCGCUCGAAGCUGUGUGGUGAAGCCAGCGGUUGUGAUCGAGGCAGGACCAUCGCGAACUGCAACAAUGAGUGGAGCUAGCGAGGGACCCUCCUCGAAACCCCAAGGAUUUUUGGAGGCUCUACGUGUCGUGUCUUGCGAACGACUUGUAAGCUUGUACUCGCCUGGGUCCCACAGCGCGUUUCUACCUUCGCCGGUCGACCGUGACGCCAUAUUCGAGCAACCGUCGAUACCACUGAUACCUCAGCGAUCCUCUAGCCGCGAGCAUCUCAGGAACCGGGACAGAAAGUUGUCAAUAAUACUGUUGUUGACCUAUAAUUGGUUUAUGGACAGUGGAAAUGUGAAAGACAUUCUGUCCAGUUUUGAGAAACAAGUGCAAACAAUGGGAAUGACCUUUUCAUGCCGCAGAGAUGUAUCCGUGGAAUAUGGGAACGGUUGGAUUGCGGAGGUGUGA
Necator americanus (New World hookworm) is the source of this 480-nucleotide messenger RNA. RefSeq lists its product as uncharacterized. NCBI's taxonomy places the organism in Eukaryota, Metazoa, Nematoda, Chromadorea, Rhabditida, Ancylostomatidae. The transcript has 5 exons. The coding region runs from base 1 to 480 and encodes 159 amino acids. The record is from RefSeq and is a predicted model, not a curated record.